UCAACUUCCCCUCAUUUUCUCUCACUUCUUUCUUCUCAGUUUCUGUAGAGAGAGAAAUGAAGUUCGGAAAGAGUCUGAGCAUUCAGAUUGAGGAGACGUUGCCGGAAUGGAGGGACAAGUUCCUGUCCUACAAGGAGCUGAAGAAGCGGCUCAAGCUGAUUGAGCCCAAGGGAUCAUCGGCUUCUGCCGGAGACGGAGGAGGAGUGGAUAGGCCCAACAAGCGCCCCAAAUUGGCUGUCGCCGGGGACUCCAAUGGUGGCGGAGAGAAGGAGGCCAUGACGGAGGCGGAGGUUGAUUUCGUUAAGUUGCUGGAGGAUGAGCUCGAGAAAUUCAACAGUUUCUUCGUCGAGAAGGAAGAGGAGUAUAUCAUCAGAUUGAAGGAUCUGCAGGAUAGAGUGGCAAAGGCCAAUGAUUGCAAUGAUGAGAUAAUAAAAAUCCGAAAGGAGGUUGUGGACUUCCAUGGUGAGAUGGUUCUGUUGGAAAACUACAGUGCUCUUAACUACACAGGGCUAGCAAAGAUACUCAAGAAGUAUGACAAAAGGACUGGCACUCUCCUUCGCCUGCCCUUCAUUCAGAAAGUCCUACAACAGCCCUUCUUCACCACCGACUUGCUUUACAAGCUUGUGAAGGAAUGCGAGAUACUGAUUGAUCGACUCUUCCCUGUGAAAGAAGCCCCAUCCUCGACUGAGGCAGCUGAUGGAAAUGAACCUUCAACCAGCGGAACUGCCAAAAGCGAUGGUCUACUCAGAGGCCCGAAGGAGCUUGCAGAGAUCGAGUAUAUGGAGAGCUUGCACAUGAAGAGCGCCUUAUCUGCAUUGCGGGUUCUGAAAGAAAUUCGCAGCAAAAGCUCAACCGUGAGUGUUUUUUCGUUGCCACCCCUGCAAACUAGCGGAGUAGAUGCUACUUGGAAUAAAAUUCCAAUUCUGGAACAAGCAGCAAAGUAGUCUGAGUAUGAUGUAUAUGGGAGAAGGGGAAUAGGCCUUAAUGUUAAUCCCCCGCAUUGUCAAUUUUUUUUUUCUUUGUGGGCAAAUGCAUCUGUUAUGCAUGCAUUAGAUAUUCAUAUACUAACAGAAAGGGUAAAUGCAUAAAAGUUUAGUCCUGAACGGCUGUAACCAGAUAUGAUUUUAUCUUUAAAUCUGAUUCCCUCUUGUGAGAAACAAAUACAGUAUGUCUAUUUUGGUUA
Ipomoea triloba (trilobed morning glory) is the source of this 1183-nucleotide messenger RNA. RefSeq names its product SPX domain-containing protein 1-like. The coding region runs from base 57 to 944 and encodes 295 amino acids. Lineage: Eukaryota; Viridiplantae; Streptophyta; Magnoliopsida; Solanales; Convolvulaceae. The record is from RefSeq and is a predicted model, not a curated record. The transcript has 3 exons. Gene Ontology annotation, biological process: cellular response to phosphate starvation.